AUGGCUUCUAUGGAUGCCAGUGAUCCAGAACCCCAUUCUACCGCCUACAGCGAUCUCGAUGCUGCAACCGACCUUUCCGGAUUCGAUAUUAACAGAGAGGCGACCGCCGACACCACUUCCUCAGCUGCACACUCUGGCUACGAAGGCGUUGAUUGGAAUCGUCUUCCUGGGUAUGUAGCUAGCAGGCACAGACGAAGGCAGCGGACGGGAUGGGUCUGGGAGCACGGAUACGAUGUCGAGAGAAACAAUUCCGGCCGCCGUUUCUGGCUUUGCAAAGAGUGCCAUCGGACAAGAGCCGCAAUCACUCACAUGUACGAUGCUGCGUCUACGAGCCAAGCGAACGCUCACAUGGAAGAUGAAAAACAGCGCACCAUCUUGGACAUGGUUAACUUGGCCGCUCGUCACAGGAAGGACCAGGCUGUGAUAAAUGCUCUUAUAGCCUCCUUCGACCCGCUACACUUUCGACAGUUGCUUAUUCGCUGGGUGGCCUGCGACAAUGUCUCUUUCAACAAGCUAGAGAGUCCAUACUUUCGCGAGCUUAUGGAAUACACAAACAGUGCUGUUAUUGAGUCAGGCAGUCUGCCAACCCAUAACACGAUGCGCGAUUGGACUGUAGGAGCCUUCAAUCGUCACAAAGGUGUAGUUACUGAGCUGCUCGGUCGCUCUCUCAGCCGCAUUAAUAUAUCAUUUGACGUGUGGACGUCCCGCAAAUUCACUUCCCUUCUCGACCUGACCGUGUACUUUCUCGACGACGGAGGCAAGUUGCGCACAUUCUUGCUUGGCUUGCCACGAAUUGAGGGUCAACAUAGUGGCGAAAACCUUGCAGACCGGGUUAGUGAAAUUAUCCACGAAUAUAAUCUCAACAGCCGCGUUGAAUACUUUAUCACAGACAACGCAGAGAGCAACGACACUUGUCUUGAUGAGCUCGCUGGUGAGCUUGGGUUCAAGAAGCAGCACCGCCGACUUCGGUGCUGCGGGCACAUCAUUAACCUUGUGGCCCAAUCUAUAUUGUUUGGGACGGAUGCCGACGCUUUCGAGGAAGAUUGCCAAGCUGAUAAGGAACUUCAAGAAGAGGUGAAGCUGUGGAGGGCCAAAGGGCCGAUUGGCAAACUGCAUAACAUUGUGCACUGGGUUCAGCGAUCUGGCCAGCGCAUUGAAAAACUCCACAGGCUUCAGAGCAUCGAAAAUGCGGAUCUGGGCCUUGAUGACCACGCAACUUACGAUGUGAUCACAGACAAUGCUACCCGGUGCAACUCAUCCGAGGCGAUGAUGGAGCGUGGCUAUCAGCUUCGGAAUCCUCUCGACUCUCUCGUCCAGGCGGAGGUUACGGAGUGGGGUCAAUACGUCGCCGCGAGGACUGCGAAUGGGACAAGGCCGAUGCCAAAGAGGAGUCGGAAGAAGCCUGCAAUUGUUGACGAUAAGAUGACUAGCGAAGACUGGGCCGUGAUUGCAGAAUACCUGGCCAUCCUGAAGCCGCUGAAGAUAGCCAUGAAGCGGCUGGAAGGCAGACCUGAAGAGGGCAAACAUGGGGCGGUCUGGGAAGUCCUGCUGACGAUGGAAUGGCUUCUGAGGCAUUGGAAGAGUCCAAGAUGCAGCAUGAACACGAUGAAGAGCCUUACUUGCGAGUGGGUUGCAACCUCGGCUGGAUGA
Molecule: messenger RNA, 1650 nt
Organism: Beauveria bassiana ARSEF 2860
Lineage: Eukaryota; Fungi; Ascomycota; Sordariomycetes; Hypocreales; Cordycipitaceae
Product: transposase-like protein
Exons: 2
Coding region: 1-1650 (549 amino acids)
Source: RefSeq, a predicted model, not a curated record